Molecule: messenger RNA, 2187 nt
Organism: Chanos chanos (milkfish)
Lineage: Eukaryota; Metazoa; Chordata; Actinopteri; Gonorynchiformes; Chanidae
Gene: dtx3
Product: deltex E3 ubiquitin ligase 3
Exons: 5
Coding region: 245-1354 (369 amino acids)
Biological process (GO): Notch signaling pathway; protein ubiquitination
Source: RefSeq, a predicted model, not a curated record
UUGAACGGCGCCGUACUGGACAAGCAACGUGUCUGUUUCUUAUCAUUACUUCUUGGUCUUUGAUCAUAUAAGGCAAAAUAUCUAUGUCAAAUGUCGUUCUUAUAAGAGCAAAUCCAAUGCAGCGCACGUCUGAUGGUCUCAGUGGAUGGGAGGCAUUCUUUAGUUGCCGUAGGUUCCCCUUAAGCGGAGCUCUUCCGGCAUUGCCAUCACAGAAGGGAACAAUAACUGCGAUUAAAGGGAAUUUAUGGGAUCACAAGUUUCAGUGGAUGAGAUGAGUGUGCGUGCGGGGCAGAGCAGUGACGAGGUGCUGGUGUCACAGGCGGUGUGGGAUUACCUGGCUGCUGCAGGACGGCCUUGGCUGCUAGACUUUGAAGACAAACAGGGGCUGACAGCAGGCAUUAUUCGGCGUGGGGAGCGUGGAGGCUGCUGUGCUGUGAGACUCUCCCCGGUGGAGGGCACCAGCAGGGCCAGGGCCGGGCCAGCGGACGGCCCUGUUUCUCCAGCCACACGGAAAGCCUUCAUAGACUUGUGCCGCUGCGCUCGUAAGGAAAUGACCAAACAGGACACAGGCCCUAAGAGAAAGCGUUCCCUGUUGCCGUGCAUUGGGGUGAUGGAGGGAGAUAGGGAAGGGAGUCUGCUCCCACCCCCACCUCCUCAACCCCGACGCUCUCAGAGGCAGCAAAUGAGGUACAGGAAAACUGCUGACAUUGAGAGCUGUGUGGUUCUGCCACAUGAGGCUCCCGGAAGGACUGAAUCCGAGGUUAACGCAGGCCCUCAGGGCGAGGAGGACAAGACCACAUGUCCCAUCUGCAUGGGCGAGAUAGUGGAAAGGUCCACGCUGGAAAAAUGUGGUCAUGCCUUCUGCAGAGCAUGCUUGGAUCAGGCUUUCCGGGUGAAACGGGCGUGUCCUGUGUGUAGGCUGGUGUACGGCCAGCUGAUUGGGAACCAGCCAGCUAAUGGGAGCAUGAUAGUGGAGCGGGAUCCAGACUUGGAGCUUCCAGGACACGAGGGUUAUGGCUGCAUAUGCAUUAUCUAUAGCUUCCCUCCUGGUUUACAAGCGCCAGAGCAUCCAAACCCAGGGGUGCGGUACCCUGGUACCGACCGCGUGGCCUACCUACCGGACAGCCCGGAGGGGAACCGCGUGUUGGGCCUUCUGCGGCGGGCAUUUGAGCAGCGUCUCAUCUUCACCAUCGGCACCUCGAUGACCACAGGCAUGCAUAACGUCAUCACCUGGAAUGACAUUCACCACAAGACUUCCAUAUGGGGCGGGCCAAGAUGCUUUGGCUAUCCAGAUCCCACUUAUCUCGUUCGGGUUACGGAGGAGCUCCGGGAGAAAGGCAUAACGGCUGACUGAUAUUCACAAUCAUGGCACUUUGGAAACAUACGGGAAAAGCGGCUGGGAUUCAAGCUCUCCCAGGACUCUCUGUGUCAGCUCGAUUCCAGGCUAGCCGCUGCCACAGUGUGCGUGAUCGGGAAAGAUCCUGUCCGUCACCCCCACUCUAACGUUCAUUUGGUUAAACCCAGCAGUUUGAGUUUUACAAUUGAGUAUGGCACAUUCCACAAACAUAGGUUAUUGUUUAUGACAAGAAAAAAGGGAGCAAGCACUUUGUUGUGAGCAGUAAUACGGCCUGCAAAGUUUACAGACACUUAAGUGUAUUGUUAAAACGUGAAUGUUCUGGAAAUGUCUUUGUUUCCAUUUAUUGUAUGCCACUGCUUAACCAACUUGGUCUUUUUUUGAGAGAGAGAAAGAGAGUCAAAUGUUCACAGUGUAUUCUGGUUCCACAACAGUUCCUUGCAAUUGAUAUUUCAGGGUUAUAUGUUAUCACCUAGGUGAGAAUGACGGAUAAAAUGGUAGAGCACAGCAUCCAUAUUUAGCACUGCUGGGAAAACACUGCUUAUACUGUUUUAUAAUCAGCACUUACAGGCACUUUGGCCAUUUCUCGUUCUAGGAAAUGUUUGGAGAAUGGUUUAAUGAUGCAGAUGAGUAGGUCAUGUUUCAUCAGAGAAGCAGAGAGGAGAAUUGUUUUAGCAAUCGUGUGCUUUCGCAGUUGCUAGGUCCCAGUUAAACAACUGCAAAGUAAUGUUAUUUUCAUUACCUUUAUACAAUUCAGGUGAUGUACUUUUCUUUUUGAAUUUAUCAGACGUGAAGAGACCAGUUCUGAGUCGUCCCUCAUUUCUACUUUCAUC